AUGGCGUUGUAUCUGGAUGAAGAAGAGAUAUGGAAAUGUCUAAAACACCCUUCGAAACGAAGGAAGAUUGGAAUUUGUCCAAUCUGCCUCCGUGAACGGCUCGCAUCUCUCUGUCCUGACUGCGCUAAAGUGCGCCCGUGUUCUUGUUACGCUUCAACUUCUUCUUCGUCUUCGUCGGCAUCUUCAUCGUUCUCUCGAUUUUCUACCACCGGUGACUGUGUCGGUGUGGUUGGUAAAGUUCACAAUCUCAUCGACCGUGAGUCUUCGCUACGUAGGUCACGCUCGAUGGCUAUACCGUUUCUCCGGUCGAGAUCGAGAUUCUCCGGCGGGAUUAAAGAGAUGGAUCAUGAUAACAGGGAUUCGCCGGUGAUCAAUGGAAGCAGUUCGGCGAGGUCGUUUUGGUCAAUGUUUAAGACGAAUAGGAGUAACAGAGGAAGCGUAUCGGAGCGAGAUUGGGAGGCGAAGAAGGUAUUGACGGCGGAAUGUGAGAACGAUGUGAGUCGAACAGCGGUGAUGGCUAGGUCAAGGUCUGUGGCGGUUUCGUCGGUUUCCGGUGAGGGAGAAUUGAAGCCUCGCUCGAAGGGAAAGGGAUGGUCGUUUCCGAGUCCGAUGAAGGUUUUCCGGCAGUCGAAGGCUUCUAAAGUUGUUCAGGAACGUUCUCCUUUGUAUAGAGGUUGA
Vicia faba (fava bean) is the source of this 678-nucleotide messenger RNA. Lineage: Eukaryota; Viridiplantae; Streptophyta; Magnoliopsida; Fabales; Fabaceae. The record is from the annotation of a GenBank genome assembly.